AUGCUGCUGCUGCUGCUGUGCACCCUGCUCCUGGCCAGGCUGCCGCAUUCGCUUUCGCAGGAGGACGAGGAGGAGGAGGAGGAUAAGAGGAAGCCUCAAAAGUUCACCUACAGACUGAAAUGCUUCGAGUGUGCGACCAUCAACACCUUCCAGUGCCCGGAGAUUAAGGAGUGCCUGUACGAGAUCCGGCGCUGCAUGACCAUCUCCAUCCGCCUGAACUCCCGGGAAAUACUCGUGUACAAGAACUGCACCAACAACUGCACGUUCGUGUACCCGUCCGAGGAGCCGCCCGAGGCCCCCAGGGUCCUGAGGACCAACAGCUUCUACUGGGUGUACUGCUGCGGAGCCAUGAACUGCAACGUGGGGGGGCCCACCAACCUGGAGCGGGACAUCCUCCCGGACCUGACCAUCGAGGAGGACCUGCAGGGCGCCGUGGGCCCGGGCGGCGGGCCGCUCUGGGGCGUCCUCCUGAGCUGCGCCUCCCUCCUGCUCAGCGGCGCCCUGACCUGAGGGUCCUGGCCUCUGUGCUGGGCCCCGCCUCCCCUCCCCCUUCCUCAGAGCAAGUCCACGCCCCUGUGCUGUC
Molecule: messenger RNA, 583 nt
Organism: Pipistrellus kuhlii (Kuhl's pipistrelle)
Lineage: Eukaryota; Metazoa; Chordata; Mammalia; Chiroptera; Vespertilionidae
Gene: GML
Product: glycosylphosphatidylinositol anchored molecule like
Exons: 3
Coding region: 1-510 (169 amino acids)
Source: RefSeq, a predicted model, not a curated record